AUGGUCGAAUCCUCGAUGUUCUUAACAAUUUUUACUGCAUUCAUCUUUUUCCAUAAAGCAUUCGCAAAUGAAUUGCGUAUUAAUACAACAUCAGGUUUAUUCGAAGGUAAAGAAGUGAUCAUCGACAAUGUUCCGGUACGACAAUUUUUCGGCAUUCCAUAUGGUGAAAAACCAGCUCGAUUUGAAAUGCCACAAUUACGAAAGUACAAUUCAACCACUGUCAUACAUGCUACGGAACGCGCACCGGGCUGUCUUCAAGCGUCCGGCGGACUGUCAUACGGUCCAUUUGAAUUAUCCGAUAUGUACGAAGAAGAUUGUUUAACACUCAAUAUGUUUGUUCCGAAGACAAAAUCUUUGUCACCAAAAGCAAUUAUGGUCUUUUGUCAUGGUGGUUCAAAUCAAGUCGGUUCAGCAUCAUUAUUCGAUGGAAGUGCUGUUGCCGCCUUGGGCAAUGUUAUUGUUAUAACAAUAAAUUAUCGUUUAAAUAUAUUAGGAUUUCUAACACCAGGACCUGAUGUCAUGCCUGGCAAUUAUGGUUUACACGAUCAAAUCUUAUCGUUAAAAUGGAUAUCGAUUAAUGCGAAACAUUUCAAUGGUGACCCGAAACGUGUUACUUAUAUCGGGCAUUCAGCCGGCGCUGCUAAUGCUGUUCUACUGGCCAUGUCGAAACGAUCUGAUGGUUUAAUUGCUCGAGUUAUUGCACAGAGUGGUUGUCCAUUGAAUCAAUGGGCAAUUGAUAGACAUCCAUCUGUACGUUUUAACAAUGUUGUACAACGUCAUGGUAUGAAACCGAAGAAAAAACUUAUGCAAUCAAAUAUCGAUCGAUUGAAAAAUAUAUCUGCCGAUGAUUUUCGUUAUAUGUAUCAUUCAGGAUUAGAAAUCUCACCAGAUUAUCCAUUUCCAAUUAUUGAUAAUGAUAUUCUACCAAAUGAUCUCGAAGAUUUAAUUCGUACAGGGCCUCUGGUCAAUAUUGAUGUACUUAUUGGUGUUACAGCCGACGAAGCAUUAUAUUUUGCUGAAGAACAUAUAUUCAAUCAUUAUUUACCCAAACAAUAUCGUACGAGUCCAUCGUUAACAACUACUCCAGCAUUGUCAACAACCAAAUUGAAUGAAUCUCAUACAGAACAAAAUCUCAUUACAAAAUCAAUUGAAAAUGAACACCCUCGAGGAUUUUCCUAUUUUAGAAAAAAUCGAUAUAUUAAAAAUUAUUUAAAAACUAAUUAUCCAAAUCAUCUAUGUUACUAUGAAGAAAUUCAACGACGAUAUAUGCCUAACAGUAAACAUCAACAGAAUGUUACGGAAACUGCUCGUCUCUAUACUAAUCUAGUCAGCGAUUUAAUGUUCUAUUAUGAUCUUGUUCGUUUUCUUCAUGAGCGUUUAAAUUCAAAUACAUUAGCAUCAACCUAUGUAUAUUAUUAUACAAAUCCGCCUGUAUUCGAUCUUGAUAAUUUACUUCGUCGUAUUCCAAAUCUGAUUGGACAUUUUGCUGAACUUGAUUUAGUAUGGGGUAUUCCAUAUUUUAAUCAUAAAAAUCGUACUAAUAUAGCUUAUAGCAUGAAUAUAUCUUAUAAACGCGAAGAAAUGGAAUUAAGCUUACAAUUAAUUCGAUAUUGGACUAAUUUCGCUAAAACAGGAGAUCCAAAUGAACCAGAAUAUGUAUCUGUUCAUUGGCCGCGAUAUGAAAAAACGAAAAAAUCUUACAUUAAUUUGAAUGCAUAUGAUACACAAACUGAAGAACAAUUUUUUGAAGAACGUUUUCAAUUUUGGAAUAUGAUAUUACAUCGUCCGAUAUGUACACCUUUUCAGUGGUAUCAUACAUGUUUACUUAUUGGUAUACUUGUGUUAGUUGUUGUUUUAUUAGCAAUUUAUAUUUUUUAUAAUGCUAAACGAUCACGUCGAAAUAUAAAACCAACGGACAUAACCAAUAAUGACAUUGUGACUACUUAUCGUUUUCUGCCUAGUGUUGUCUCUUAA
Molecule: messenger RNA, 1974 nt
Organism: Rotaria socialis
Lineage: Eukaryota; Metazoa; Rotifera; Eurotatoria; Philodinida; Philodinidae
Source: the annotation of a GenBank genome assembly